UGGAUGUGAGGCGCGAAAAGUAACGCAGGUUUUAAUUGACAAAUCGAGGUUAUUUAUUAAUAUUCGAGGCUCUUUGACGUUCCCCGAAUGUUUCGCGUUUUUUUCUGUGGAAAAUUUUUCUGAGACUAGCGGCCUGAAAAGAAGUUAAACACGGAAUUUUAGUGUCCUAGACGGUUAACUAUUGGUUAAGAAAUAGAUAUGGGACAGACUCUGAGUCAACCGAUAACAACAAAGAAAUCAGCCUGUUGUUGGGAUACCAACUAUCGAGUAGGUAGCUCCUGUAUGCAAGGAUGGCGUAUUAAAAUGGAAGACUCGCACGUGCAUAUACUUUCCUUACCCAAUGAUCCAGAUACUGCAUUCUUUGCAGUUUAUGAUGGACAUGGAGGUGCAUCCAUGGCGCAACAUGCCGGGAAGCAUCUUCACAAAUAUAUCACCAAGAGAAGCGAGUACAAAUCUGGUAAUAUCAUACAAGCUAUACAGCAAGGCUUCCUAGAGUUGGAUAAAGCGAUGCAGAACGAUGCUGCACUGAAGGGCGAGCCGGCUGGAACUACUGUUAUCGCUCUCCUCGUCAAAGAUAACAUUUUAUACAGCGCUAAUGCAGGUGAUAGCAGAGCGGUAGCGAGCAUCAAUGGCAAGACGAUACCCCUUAGUCGAGAUCACAAGCCUACAUUGAAGGACGAACGCGCGCGGAUUGAAGCCGCGGGUGGUUUUGUCGAAUAUAAGAGAGUAAACGGCAAUUUAGCACUGUCACGUGCUCUUGGGGAUUUCAUGUUUAAACGAAACGACCGGAAAUCACCGCAAGAACAAAUUGUUACCGCUUUCCCCGAAGUACAACAAUUCCCAAUUACGGAGGACUGGGAGUUUGUGGUUCUGGCAUGCGACGGCAUUUGGGACGUAAUGACCAGUGAGGAAGUUGUCAACUUUGUGAGAACGCGUUUAGCUCACACGAAGCUGGGGGACUCGCAAACAACGAGAAACGACAACAUAUAUCCCGAGGAGAUUUGCGAAGAACUUUUGAAUCACUGCCUAGCACCGGACACUCUGAUGGGCACCGGCUGUGAUAACAUGACAGUCAUACUCGUGUGUUUUCUCCACGGCAAACCAUGUUCGCAACUAGUCCUGCGUUGUCAAGAACCGUCGAGUAUAGAUUCUUAA
This is a messenger RNA of Harpegnathos saltator (Jerdon's jumping ant), 1155 nucleotides long. Its product is annotated as probable protein phosphatase 2C T23F11.1. The record is from RefSeq and is a predicted model, not a curated record. Gene Ontology annotation, biological process: protein dephosphorylation. NCBI's taxonomy places the organism in Eukaryota, Metazoa, Arthropoda, Insecta, Hymenoptera, Formicidae. Gene Ontology annotation, molecular function: protein serine/threonine phosphatase activity; cation binding. The coding region runs from base 199 to 1155 and encodes 318 amino acids. The transcript has 5 exons.